AUGGAAAUCUCAGAACAGGAAUCAGUGGAUAGACCUUAGUAAGCCGUGCUCUACUUACCUAUGAAGGAGAAGUUGAAGUCGACAGUCCAGAAGUUUGGAGGUUUCUAACAUUUGAAAAACUAACUAAAUAUUAUAUUAUCUAUUUAGCAUCCAGUUUGUAUUUAAUCCAUAAUUGAUAGUUAUAAUUUAAUUUAUCAUUAAUGUCUAGACAGGAAUUUAAAAAUUGCUCAUCCCAGCAAUCAGCGUCAUCAUUUCGAUAAGAAUCAGAAUAUGCCAUAUACCAUAAAGUAGUUUUAGGAGAUGGUGUAUUUUAUAUAUGAAGUUUUAGAUUCCAUCUAUCAGGGGGAAUGGCAAAAUAAUUUGAGACAUGGCAAAGGAAUUCAAAUAUAUCCCAAUGGAAUUAUUUUUGAAGGAAUUUGGGAUGUUCAUAAAAUAGUUGGAAAAGUAAUUAAGAUCGAUGGUGAGAUAAUAGACUGUGUUAUUGAGAAUAAUUAAAUUGUUCAGAGUUCAAAAAUCAUCCCUCAAGAAGACUCAGUGCAUUUACUAAAUCAAUAAUUGGAGAAAAUUAACACAUCAGAAAUGAUCGCAUAACUAAUAAAAAACAAUAAUAACUUUUAAUAAAUCAUUUCAGAUGGAAUUGAAUAUUAGGGUCAAAUACUCAAUGAAAUGAAACAUGGUUUGGGAGUUGCCAAGUUUUUAGAUGGUACUAAAGAUUGCUAAACAAAAUUAGGUUCUGUUUAUGAAGGUUAAUGGAAAGAAAACAAAUAGCAUGGAUAUGGAAGGAAAACCUAUCAGAAUGGGGACAUCUAUAGUGGAUAUUGGUACGAUGGAGAAAUAUAUGGCCACGGAGAAUACCAUUAUCAAUAAGGAGCCAUUUAUGUUGGAUAUUGGAAAAAUGGUUAAAAACAUAUCUAUGGAAAGGAAUCCUGGGUUGAUGGAGCCUCAUAUGAGGGAGAAUACUAUGAAGAAAAGAAGAAUGGGAGAGGUAAGCUCAUUUUCCAAGAUGGAUCCGUUUAUGAAGGGGAAUUCGAAAUGGAUGACAUACAUGGAUAUGGAUAAUAUCAUUGGAUAGAUGGAAGACAAUAUGUCGGAGAUUGGGUCUAUAAUAAGAUGUGGGGCAUAGGCAAGACAACAUGGGCUGAUGGUCGAUCUUAUGAAGGAGGUUAUAUGGAUGAUAAAAAAUAAGGAUUAGGAACAUUUAGUUGGAAUGACGGUAGGAAAUACAUUGGAGAAUGGAAAUAGGGAAAAUAACAUGGUAUUGGGUUGCACUAGGCUCCUUCUGGCGAAUAUAGAUAUGCAGAGUGGGUGGAAGGGAAGAGAGUCAAGUGGUUGGACUUAUAGGAGGAUAAGGAAAUAAUUGAUAAUUUCUUACAUAAGAAUACUGAGAUUGAACAAAGAAAUGGAUCAUUUUACAAUAGCCAUAUAUCGGAUUCAUCAAUGAAUGGAAGCGAUAGAUCUCCUUGCAAAAAGGUGUAUUAGUUAACAUUGUCAGAUAAGAGUAUUUACAUAGGAGAGUUGUUUAAGUAGAAGAGGGAAGGAUGGGGGAAAUUGAUAUGGAAAGAUGGAUCAAUUUAUGAUGGAGAGUGGAAAGAUGAUGAAUGUAAUGGAUUUGGAAGAUAUAUUAGUUGCGAAGGUGAUGUGUAUGAAGGAGAAUGGAAACAUGAUAAGGCUAAUGGACAUGGUAUAUUUACGAACAGCGACGGUGUUAUUUAUGAGGGAAAUUGGAAGAAUGAUAAAUAAAAUGGAUAUGGCAAAUAAAAAUGGCCUGAUGGGCUCUACUAUGAAGGCUAAUAUUUGGAUGGGAAGAAAUAAGGAUUUGGAAAGAUGAUAUAUCCUGAUGGGUCUUAUUAUCAAGGAACUUUUGUGAAUAAUUAGAUAGAUGGUGAGGGCUUGCAAGUAAAUAUAGAUGGAACUAGAUAUGAAGGCUCUUUUAAAAAUGGGGUGAAACAUGGAAGAGGAACUCUGAUAAGUCCAGAUGGAAACAUAUUUAUUGGAAAUUUUGAGUUAGACAAAUAAGUUGGAGAAGGAAGGGUGGAAUACCAUAAUGGUAAAUUAUUUUUGGGAGAAUGGGUGAAUGGGUAGCGUCAUGGUAAAGGAAAAUAUAUCUACAAGGAUGGCAAAGUCGUCGAUUGUAUGUGGUAUAAAGGAAUGAGGAUAGAAAAAUGA
This is a messenger RNA of Paramecium tetraurelia, 2166 nucleotides long. RefSeq lists its product as uncharacterized. The record is from RefSeq and is a predicted model, not a curated record. The transcript has 6 exons. Lineage: Eukaryota; Ciliophora; Oligohymenophorea; Peniculida; Parameciidae.